AUGACGACACAGCCGAUAGCAGAUACUGUCGCCUUCUGGGAUCUUGACGUCGGAACCGAAAGGCAGGCAGCGCCCGUCUCUGACUCUGUCCAGCCAUUAAUCCACACGUCGGGAACCGUCGACAUUGGCAUUUUCGAUGAGCAGAAAGAUAUCAGAACGCCUGUGAAUGAGGCGGAUGCUAAACCAGGUGGAAAGUAUUACUGUUUGUUGGCUUGGCCUCCCCCCCUACCCUCCCAAAGCCCUAUUCUCCUUCUGCGCCCCCAACAAAUACGCAGGCUGACACUGACAUCUCAUGUUGUAGCCAUUGUAAAGCUCUUCAUCCGAUUUGAUGCUAGUGAGACAUGGACUACGGCAACCGCAUGGCUCUACAAGGCCGAUGUCCUGGUCACUGCUGCUCACUGCGUCUUCAGUCACGGUCAGCAAGCAACAUGCGUCAAAGCCUACAUCGGUUAUACUGCCGGUCCCGCCGGGCACCGAUUCGUGAAACGGACUGCCGUCCCGGUCCAGUGGAUGGACAGACAGACCGAGCAGCACGACAUGGCUUUCUUACAGCUCGACAGCCCGUUCCAGAACGUCGUGCCAAUUUCUUGUGACACGCCCGAGAUCAGCGCACGACAGCACCUCACCGUCGUUGGCUAUCCUGCAGAUGUGUGCGCGCGCGGCGUGCCCGGUGGUGAAAUGUAUGAGAUGAAGAUAGACAGGGAUAUUAACCUCGAACACACAAGGUGCAACAUGCUCAGGUACCAGGGCGACAUCCAAGGAGGCGAGUACAAGCCCUUUGUUUUCCCCAGGGGGGUUUGA
Molecule: messenger RNA, 801 nt
Organism: Metarhizium robertsii ARSEF 23
Lineage: Eukaryota; Fungi; Ascomycota; Sordariomycetes; Hypocreales; Clavicipitaceae
Product: Peptidase cysteine/serine, trypsin-like protein
Exons: 1
Coding region: 1-801 (266 amino acids)
Biological process (GO): proteolysis
Molecular function (GO): serine-type endopeptidase activity
Source: RefSeq, a predicted model, not a curated record